Molecule: messenger RNA, 2061 nt
Organism: Perognathus longimembris pacificus (Pacific pocket mouse)
Lineage: Eukaryota; Metazoa; Chordata; Mammalia; Rodentia; Heteromyidae
Gene: Slc22a12
Product: solute carrier family 22 member 12
Exons: 10
Coding region: 195-1859 (554 amino acids)
Biological process (GO): transmembrane transport
Cellular component (GO): membrane
Molecular function (GO): transmembrane transporter activity
Source: RefSeq, a predicted model, not a curated record
CCGGUCGCUGGGGGAGGCCACGGUCUCGGGGCGCGCCGCCCCUGGGGCUAGCGGGUGGGCGGAGGCCGGGGCCCCCCUGCCAUGCUCCCGGGGAGGCGGGUGCGGGCGCCGCGCUGAGGGGAGCCCCCUGGCUCUGUCCGCCCCCGGGGUCCCCGCCGGCCUCUGUGGCCUGGGUGUCCCUCUAGGGAGGCGCCAUGGCUUUUCCUGACCUCCUGGACAAAGUGGGGGACCUGGGCAGGUUCCAGGUGCUGCAGAACGUGGCCCUACUGGUCCCCAUCAUUCUGCUCACCUCUCAGAACAUGAUAGAGAACUUCUCGGCCGCGGUGCCCAGACACCGCUGCUGGCUGCCCCUCCUGGACAACGCCACUGCCCAGGCCACACUCCCUGGGGACCUGGGGCCCGAGGACCUCCUGGCCGUGUCCAUCCCCCUCGGCCCCGACCAGCAGCCCCAGCGCUGCCGCCGCUUUCGCCAGCCCCAGUGGCAGCUCCUGGACCCCAACGCCACGGCCCCCAACGGGAGCGAGGCUGCCACGGAGCCGUGCGUGGACGGCUGGGUCUACGAUGACAGCACCUUCACCUCCACCAUCGUGACCACGUGGGACCUGGUGUGCGACUCUCAGGCCAUGAAGCCCAUGGCCCAGUCCAUCUUCUUGUCCGGGGUGAUGGUAGGCGCUGCUGUGUGCGGCCCCGUCUCUGACAGGUUCGGGCGCAGGAAGGUGUUGACGUGGAACUACCUGCAGGUGGCCGUGUCGGGCACGGUGGUCGCCUUCGUCCCCACCUUCUCCCUGUACUGCCUGUUCCGGUUCCUGGUGGCCUUCGGCCUGGCUGGCAUCAUGAUGAACACAACCACUCUGGUGAUGGAGUGGACCUCCGCCAGGUUCCGGAUCGUCACCAUGACCUUCAACUUCAUGGGCUUCAGCCUUGGCCAGGUCCUGACGGGCGCCGUGGCUUACGGGGUGCGUACCUGGCCAGCGCUACAGCUGCUGAUCUCCGUCCCCUUCUUCAUCUGCUUCCUCUACUCAUGGUGGCUGCCAGAGUCGGCCCGGUGGCUCCUCAUCACGGGCAAGCCGGAUCGGGGCCUGCGCGAGCUGCAGAGGGUGGCUGCCAUCAAUGGGAAGAAGACCGUGCAGGACACGCUGAGCAUGGAGGCCCUGCGGUCGGCCAUGCGGGAGGAGCUGAGCGCCGACCACACUGCCGUCCGGCUGAGCGCCCUGCUCUGCGCGCCCGCGCUGCGGCUGCGGAUCUGGGCCUCCAUGCUGUGCUGGUUUGCCUUUGGCUUCAGCUUUUAUGGGGUGGCCCUGGACCUGCAGUCCCUGGGCAGCAACAUGUUCCUGCUGCAGGGGCUCAUCGGAGCCAUGGACUUCCUGGGCAAGGUCGCCACGCUGCUCCUGAUGAACUACCUGGGCCGCCGCACCAUCCAGGUCAGCUCGCUGGUCCUGGCGGGGCUCUGCAUGCUGGCCAACACGCAGGUGCCGCAGGUGAUGGGGGCCCUGCGCUCGGCGCUGGCUCUGCUGGGGCUGGGGGCUCUGGGGAGCACCUUCACCUCCAUCAACAUCUUCAGCGGUGAGCUCUUCCCCACAGUGCUAAGGAUGCGAGCCGUGGGCCUCUGCCAGAUGGCGGCCCGAGCGGGGGCCUUCCUGGGGCCUGUGGUCCGGAUGCUGAGCAUCCACAGCCCCUCGGUGCCCCUGUUCAUCUACGGCUCGGCGACCCUGCUGGGCGGCCUGGCCACGCUGCUGCUGCCCGAGACCAAGAGCCUGCCGCUGCCGGACACCAUGCAGGAUGUGCAGAACCAGGCAGUAAAGAAGGCGGCACAGCCCACCCCAGCGGCGCGGCCCGUGCUCAAGUCCACGCGGUUCUAGCUUCCUGCGAGCCCACGGGGGCUGAGAAGAGGAGGAGGACGAGGAGGAGGACGACGACGAGGAGGACCAGGAGGAGGAGGAGGAGGAGGAGGAGGAGGAGGCAGCUUCGUGUCUCCCCUGAAGACGGCAGCGGCCCGUAUCUUGGGCAGCUCCUUCCAGCACAGAAGGGGCGAAGGACGGUGUGAUUGACACCGUGUCAGGG